CUCAAUUAGUCUCUACGAUAACACAGUUUCUACAAGAUGAGUGCCGCAGGGCUAUGGAGAGAGGCGAAGGCGCCAGAUGGUCGCACAUACUACUACAAUGUGCAAACUAAUGCGACCACGUGGGAGAAGCCGGCCGAAAUGGGCCAAGUUAUCCCUACGCCUGCGAGUGCAUGGAGAGUUCAUACUGCGCCUGAUGGACGCAAAUAUUAUGAAGACACAAUCAAUAAGAAGACUCAGUGGGAAAUGCCGGAAGUGCUCAAGCAAGCUGGCACCCAGCCGCAUGCGCAGACUUCUCGUGCUCAAGCUCCUACUUUCAUCGCUGGUGCCGCUACUACAAAGAAUGAAUCUAACGAGUACAGACAGCCUGAACGGAGCAUGACUGAACGUGUGGCAGGUUUUGGGACCGCUGCGGCAGGUAAGGAGGAGCAAUAUGCAACUCUGCAAGAAGCAGAAUCCGUAUUUUUCAAGCUUCUCAAACGUAUCGGAGUCGAGUCGCAUUGGUCAUGGGAGCAGGCCGUUAAAGCCGCAGUAAGAGAUCCAGCAUACCGAGCCAUUCAAGAUGCCAAGGAUCGUAAAGCUGCGUUUGACAAGUAUAUUGCGCAAGCACGUGCCGAAGAACAGGAGCGCGAGAAAGAGAGACAAGCGAAACUACGCGAAGAGUUCCUCGAGAUGCUGAAAUCACAUCCCGAGAUUACUUACUACACUCGAUGGUCUACGGCUCGUCCCAUGAUCGAAGAAGAGAUGGUUUUCAAAGCUGCAAAACAUGAAGACGAGCGUAUACAGCUGUUCAACGAGUUUAGAGCUGAAGCGUACAAGGAACACAUGGAGAAGGAGACAGCCAGCCGCAAGGCCGCUCUCAACAAGCUGAGUGAAUUGCUGCCAAAACUGAACAUCACACCACUUACUCGUUGGUCUGAAGCACAAGGUCUUAUUACAUCAAGUGAAGCUUUUGAGAAUGACGAGCAACUUCGCGGACUUCCCAAGCUCGAACUGAUCAAGGCUUUUGAGUCCUUCCAAAAGGAGGCUGAGCGCGCUCUACACGAGCAGCGACAGGAGGAGAGAUUUGCAAAGGCGCGCCGUGAGCGUCAAAAUCGAGAUGCCUACAACGGUCUUCUUCGUGAGCUCCGAAAUGCCGGCAAGAUCAAAGCUAACACAAAGUGGUCCGACAUCCAACCCUUGAUUGAGGACGAUCCUCGCUAUGAUGCUAUGCUCGGCCAGAGUGGUUCUACUCCUCUAGAAUUGUUUUGGGAUGUUGUGGAGGAAGAAGACCGUGAAUUACGUGCUAAGCGCAAUGUUGUCUAUGACGUGCUCGAGGCUGAACGAUAUGAAAUGACCACCAAGACCUCUUUCGAUGAAUUCAGGUCCGUAAUGCAAGCUGAUUCAACUACAGCGUCCUAUGAUAAGGACACCCUUCGUAUGAUUUAUGAUCGCUUGAUUGCCAAAGUGCAGGAGCGGGAGGAGAAAGAGCGUCACAAGAAUGAGCGUCAUUACCGUCGCGAGAUGGAUGAUCUACGCUCGCGUUUAAAGCGACUUGAUCCACCUGUGCGUGUCGACGACUCUUGGGAGCAGGUACGUCCGCGACUUGAGAAAUAUGACGAGUAUAAGGCUCUAGACUCAGACGACUUGCGCCGCUCUGCAUUUGACAAGUUCAUUCGCCGCUUGAAGGAACGGGAGGAAGAUGACAAGAGGGAGAGGGAAAGGGAUCAUCGAAAUGGCCACUCAAAGCGUCAUCGUACAGCCACGCCAGAAGUAGAUGCUUACGAGGCGGAGCGGCGCAAAGCGCAGGCACUCCGUGAGCGUAGUUACAACAAGCGAACUAUCCCCGGUGUUUCACCCCCUCCUCGAAGCAGAGACUGGGACGGUGAUCGCUACGACGGACGUGAAGGGCGCGAGAGCCGCAAGGUAAGUGGCAACCACUACGAGCGUGACAGGCGCGAUCGCGAAGCCGAACGAGAACGCUUGUAUCUCAGCCGUGCGGAUCCGAAAGACCGAACCGCAGUGCUCGACUACGACCUCGAUGAGCGUCCGAGCAGCGGCUCGCGGCGCAGAAGGGACAGCGAUCAGGACAGCACGCGUAGCAGUAAGCGCCUCAAGCGGUACGAUCGCGAUACGCUCAGCCCACGCGAGUCGCGUGACUCGAGGAGGUCAAGGACGCCUGUUAAGGCGCCAGAGCCGGAUGCGGGGUACCACUCGGGCAGCGAGGAGGGCGAAAUAGAAGAAGACUAGACGUGGUGCGUGACGCACAAGGACAUUUCAGACAGAAUCGAGAGGAGAUUUUGACCGCACUAUGUACGCCCCUUGCCUUGAUUCGAGGACAUUAUGGCUAAUAGACUCUUUUAACUCCUUUUUUUAUCCGAUGAAUGACUGGCAAAGGCAAGCAGCGGCAAGGGAAAAAGUGAAGGCGUGGUGCUUGCCCUCCCAUCUGGUUUAUCUUGCGGUAUGUAGCUUUCCAUUCUUCUUAGCAUGCAGAAAAGUUUGAAUUCGUUUGUUCGUGCUGCCUGAGUUUGAAUUUCGCGUGC
Messenger RNA from Verruconis gallopava, 2519 nucleotides. RefSeq lists its product as uncharacterized. The record is from RefSeq and is a predicted model, not a curated record. Lineage: Eukaryota; Fungi; Ascomycota; Dothideomycetes; Venturiales; Sympoventuriaceae. Gene Ontology annotation, biological process: mRNA cis splicing, via spliceosome. Gene Ontology annotation, molecular function: protein binding; RNA binding. The coding region runs from base 37 to 2226 and encodes 729 amino acids. The transcript has 5 exons. Gene Ontology annotation, cellular component: U1 snRNP; U2-type prespliceosome.